AGUGUGGACCUGAACCAUUGAACGUGACCUUCGCCUGUCUCAGCCCUGGUUAAUUUUUACCUCUUAAUGCUGCUCGUGGUCCUCCCCUCACCCUGCUCUAUAAAAGCCCAGGACAAGUGCUACAGAUCUCUCUGAGAAUUUUCCCCAGAUCCCUGUUCUCCCAUAUCCAGUCCCCUUCACCUCCACCCCCCACCCCUUUGCCAUCAUGGGCAAAGGCUUCUUCAUCUCUAAGACGUUGGGCAUUGUCGGCAUUCUUUUUGCUGUAACAGCUGUGGCAACCAUCAUCGCCCUGUCGGUGGUAUAUUCCCAGGAAAAAAGCAAGAAUUCAUCGGGAGCAGAGGGGACCACUGCUACUCCGACCAGUGCUACACCAGCCACCACGACUCCAGAUCCAAGCUUGCCCUGGAACAGUUAUCGGCUGCCAAAGACUCUGAUCCCUGAGAAUUACAAAGUGACACUAAGACCCUAUUUGACCAAAAAUGAUCAAGGUUUAUAUAUCUUUUUUGGUAACAGCACCGUUCGCUUCCUUUGUAAAGAGGCAACCAAGUUCAUUAUCAUCCAUAGUAAAAAACUCAAUUAUACAAUGAAGGAUGGCCACCAUGUGAUUCUGAAGGGAGUAGGUAACUCCCAGCCUCCCCAGAUCGAUAAGACAGAGCUGGUGAUACCAACCGACUAUCUGGUCGUGCAUCUGAAAAGUGACCUGAAAGCUGGCGAAUACUAUGAGAUGGAGACCACUUUCGUUGGAGAGUUGGCUGAUGAUCUGGCUGGUUUUUAUCGCAGUGAAUAUAUGGAAGAUAAUGUAAACAAGGUUGUGGCCACGACACAGAUGCAAGCAGCUGAUGCCCGCAAAUCCUUCCCAUGCUUUGAUGAGCCAGCCAUGAAGGCCACCUUCGACAUCACCCUGAUCCACCCCUCCAACUACAUAGCCAUCUCUAACAUGCCUAUCAUAUCUACUGAUGAUAAAUUAGAAUUUGGUUGGACUGUCACUCAUUUUAACACCACCCCGAAGAUGUCCACUUAUCUCUUGGCUUAUGUUGUCUGCCAGUUUGCUGACUUGCAGGAAUCGCAGCAAUCGCAGCAGAAUUUACUGAUCAGAAUCUGGGCCCGUCCCAAAGCGAUUGCGGCAGGACAUGGAAAUUAUGCUUUGAAUGUCACGGGUCCCAUCCUGAAAUUUUUUGAGAGUCAUUAUAACACACCCUAUCCAUUGCCCAAGUCUGAUCAGAUAGCCCUGCCAGACUUCAAUGCUGGAGCCAUGGAGAACUGGGGCUUGGUGACCUACCGGGAGAGCGCCCUGCUCUAUGAUCCUGAAUCUUCCUCCAUUGACAACAAGGAACGGGUGGUUACAGUGAUUGCCCAUGAGCUUGCCCACCAGUGGUUUGGCAACCUGGUCACUGUGGAAUGGUGGAAUGACCUGUGGCUGAAUGAAGGCUUUGCUUCCUAUGUGGAGUACCUGGGAGCUGACUAUGCUGAGUCCACCUGGAACUUGAAAGACCUCAUAGUGCAGAAUGACAUGUACCGAGUGAUGGCCAUAGAUGCUCUGGCCUCUUCCCAUCCACUGUCCUCUCCUGCUAAUGAAAUCAACACCCCAGCCCAGAUCAGCGAGGUCUUUGAUGCUAUCAGCUACAGCAAGGGAGCCUCAGUUCUUCGGAUGUUGUCCAGUUUCCUUACCGAGGACCUCUUCAAAGUGGGCUUGGCAUCAUACCUGCAUGCCUUUUCUUACAAUAAUACAGUCUACCAGGAUCUAUGGAAUCAUCUCCAAAAAGCUGUGGACAAUAACAAUAUAGUGAAAUUGCCUGCCUCUGUACAAACUAUUAUGGAUCGGUGGAUCCUGCAGAUGGGCUUCCCUAUGCUGAAACUGGAAUCAUCCACUGGUGAACUCUCCCAGCAACACUUCCUGCUAGACCCCACCUCCAAUGUCACUCGUCCCUCCCAAUUCAACUACCUGUGGAUAGCUCCUGUCUCUUCACUUACAAGUGAUGGAAAAAAGUUUGAUGACUGGCUUAAUGGCACCAAGUCAGCUACUUUUAACAACUUAAAAGUGUCAGGUAGUAAUUGGAUCCUCUUGAACCUCAAUGUGACUGGCUACUACAUCGUGAAUUAUGAUGCUGAAAAUUGGAGGAGACUUCAAGAACAAUUAAAAAACAAUCUUUCCGCCAUUCCAGUACUCAACAGGGCUCAGAUCAUCCAUGAUGGCUUUAACCUAGCCAGGGCCAAACAUGUCACUACAACACUAGCUCUGGAAAACACACUCUUCUUGGGAAAGGAAGUGGAAUACUUGCCCUGGCAGGCUGCUCUCAGCAGUCUUAGUUACUUCAGACUCAUGUUUGAUCGAACAGAAGUGAACGCUCCUAUGAAGGCUUAUAUGAAAAAACAGGUUACUCCGUUAUUUGAAUAUUUUAAGACUCUCACCAGUAAUUUUACUCGACGUCCUCCCACACUGAUGGAACAAUACAAUGAGAUCAAUGCUAUUAGCACAGCCUGCGCUAAUGAUGUUACUGAAUGUGGGGAACUGGCCUCAUCUCUCUUCAGCGAUUGGAUGAAGGACCCCUCAAAAAAUCCGAUCCAUCCCAACCUGAGAUCUACCAUUUAUUGCAAUGCCAUCUCCAGAGGUGGAGAACAAGAGUGGAAUUUUGCCUGGAAACAGUUCCAAAGUGCCACACUGGUCACAGAGGCUGAUAAGCUUCGUUCAGCGCUGGCCUGCAGCAGAGAUGUGUGGGUCUUGGACAGGUACCUGAGUUACACUCUGAAUUCCACACUAAUCCGGAAACAGGAUGCAACAUCUACUAUCACCAGGAUUGCCAGCAACGUCGUUGGGCAAAGCUUGGCCUGGAACUUUGUUCAAGUCAACUGGAAGAAGCUAUUCCAGGAGUUUGGUGGUGGCUCCUUCUCCUUCUCCAACCUAAUCCAGGGUGUGACCCAGAGGUUUUCCACAGAAUAUGAAUUGCAACAGCUUGAACAAUUUAAAGAGAGCAACAUGGAUAUCGGCUUUGGUUCAGGAACCCGAGCCUUGGAGCAGGCUCUGGAGAAGACAAAGGCCAAUAUUAAAUGGGUGAAUGAGAACAAGGCUACUGUGCUAGAGUGGUUUAAAAAUAAUAGUUAGUAGAUUUCUAAUUUGUGAUGGUAAUAUCAGCAUUCCAGUCUGUCUCUCUCUUGAAGGCCUGAGCCCAGCCAAAUGUGGGAUGAGGGACAGACCAUUCUACAAAAACAUGUGCUCCCCUGCUUUUCCUCAUGCCAGGCCCACUUUGGCAUUGACAAAAUUUGAAAAACCCACAUCCUGGGUGACAUCAUGGACCCAUCUUGUCAGGGAGACAUUGACCCAGGCUAAUCUCAGGGAACCCAUGUCCCAUGGGGUGAACCACUCGGAUAGGAAGUGGAACCUUCUCUGUCCUCCCUUUUCCCUCCUCCUCAACCUUGAAAGUCACAGCAUCUGAGAAAUCAUCGGGGAAAGUAUCUGUAUAUUUUUUCUAAGGGAAAAUGUAAAUAAAUGAUUUCUAGGUGA
Molecule: messenger RNA, 3499 nt
Organism: Antechinus flavipes (yellow-footed antechinus)
Lineage: Eukaryota; Metazoa; Chordata; Mammalia; Dasyuromorphia; Dasyuridae
Gene: ANPEP
Product: alanyl aminopeptidase, membrane
Exons: 20
Coding region: 206-3100 (964 amino acids)
Biological process (GO): proteolysis; peptide catabolic process
Cellular component (GO): cytoplasm
Molecular function (GO): metalloaminopeptidase activity; zinc ion binding; peptide binding
Source: RefSeq, a predicted model, not a curated record